AUCUGGGAAUCUGGGAUUGGCUGCCAAACAGCGGCCCAGGAAUGGAACCCCUUGAAACCCAUGCCAUCGACUUGGCUUCUCGCGAAAUCUGGGGUGCGGUCUGGGCCUGAUCUGUCUUCGACCCCAAAAAGCACUCCUUGACGCUGCAGCCAUCCCUCGACGACAUCGGCCUCGUUCCUCGACUGGCACGGACGCUGCCAGCACACCCUCGUAACGUCCAGACCGACCGACUAUCGCUACUGGCUUCUCGUGAGCCUGCCCCAAGAUGCGCACUGAGUGCGCAAAACGAAUUUCGACCAGUCAAGAUUAGAAUAUGAAACCAGACAGCAGUACGGCGACCGCGAUAGAGGCGAUCGACAAGGCACCCGAUGUGACGGUUCCCGAAAUCCCGACUCUGGCGCCGCCGGUGACGCCGACAUCCCCGCUCGAGGCGGUCGAGACGGCGGAGAAGCCCCAACACAAGACCGGCAGCGACCCCAGGCACGACGACGGCAGCAGCAGCGACAGCAUCACCAACAAAACAAUACAGUUCCUAUCCACUGCCACACCAGAAACACUUGGCACCAUCGCAGUCGGGCUUGCGGCUACCACAUACUUUGUCCUCGGCAGUCUUGGCAUUCUGCUGAUCGGGGCUUUCGCCGGCGCCGCUGGCGUCAUAUCGUGGGAGGCCCGGAGCCCAGAGGUUGCCAGGAACGUUAGGGGCGAGAAGGGUGUCGAUGCGCUUACACGUAUCCUAGACUACAAGGGUGCCCUGAGUGUUGCUGCAGAGGCGGACGGCAAAGAUGGCGAGGAUGCUGCCCCCUUCCGCGGCUUCGAGGAUUUCCAGCCCGAGACGCGCGAUGCUCUGAACGGGCUCGUGGAUGCCGUCAUCCGGGACUACGUGAACUGGUGGUAUGCGCCCCUCGUGCCCUCCGACAAGGCCUUCGCCCUGUCGUGCCGCAAGGUCCUCACCUCAUUCCUCCUAUCCGUGUCCAACCGCCUCAGCAAGAAGCGACCCGCCGACACUUUCCUCGACUUCCUGACCAACUCGUCCUCCAUCGUAAUCGUAUUCUUCUCCGAACUGGCCACCGCGCUCGCUGAUAUGCCUGCUGACGGCUCCCGGACCGCCGCCGACUCCAUCUACAACUACCUCGCCGCUAAUCCCGACUCAAAUCUCGCCAAUCUGCUGAACAAGAAGCAACAGGCUGCCAAGCUUCGCAUGGUAGCCGAAGAUCUUCUGGGGUUCCUGGACCGGCCAACCUACGACUGCGAUCCCGCCAGGACGUUCCUUCGCGAGAUUCUGGCUGGUGUUGCUCUCGAGUCGACCCUGACCUCGUGCUCCAAGGCCGAGUGGAUCAAUGGCUGGAUAGUGCAUCUUCUAGAGGCAGGAGAGCCCGACUUCAACCAGGCAAUCGACGUUGGCAUGCAGACGGGGUCAGACCCGAGCACCUUCGCUGACCUGGACGGUAACGUGGGCAAUAUCGGCUUGACAAAGGGCAAUCGGAACUCACUAGAUAUGGAGAAGGCCCGCCGGAAGGAGAGCAUGGCACACAAAAAGAAACUUAGCAAAGCCGACGAGGAGAUGGAGGCCCUUGAGGAGAUGAGGAAACUCAACCAGAUGAUAGCAGACGAGGACUCUCGUAGGAAGAGAGAGUCUAUGGCUGCGGUGCAACCACCACCUCGGCCGCAGGCUGAGUCGGCCAGCGCGACCGAGGCAUCGUCGAGGCUCGCUGACGCCUUGAAGCGGAAUGUCGACACUUUGGACAUGCAACCUGACACGGCCCAAGGACUGGCCAAUCCCCAAAGUCCGGAACCUCCAUCGGCGACCUCGCAAGGACCGGCCUCACCUAAGGACGCGUUUCGAGAGGACGCUUCCAGCAAGCGCGGCUCGGUUCACACACCGCUCACCCCUGGCUCGUCCGCGAUGGACACACCCAGCAGUCAACCUUCCUCUCCAAGGCGGCCCGAUUCGGGAGGCCAGUUUACCAGCUUCGACCAGCUCGUACCCCCGGCACAAGACGAUGUAGAACUCAGCGACUCGGAGCAGCUCAACAAGGGGCCGCCGCCACUGACGCUCCACAACGCCGUAAUCAGCAUCCAUGACGACGGGAUGCCAGACAGCAAGAACUGGAUCAAGACCAAGCCCUCGAGCGACUUUCUGAUCCAGGUCGAGCCCGCAACCUCGCACUACCCGGGUUGGAUGAUUGUGAGGAAAUAUUCCGACUUUGAGAGCUUACACGAGGUCCUAGCCCGCAUUGCAAAGAUAUCUAGCGCCACAGCAUUUACCGAGCAGCACAACACUCUGCCGAGCUGGAAGCAGCACACAAAGAGCUCACUUAGGGGGGAGCUCGAGCGCUACUGCCGGGAUGCCUGCUGGUACAAGCCGCUCGCCGAGAGCGAAGGCAUGAAGAGGUUCCUCGAGAAGAACACGACGCAUGUCCGCGGUCCGUCCAAGACCGGGUUUGAGGCGUUUGAAAGCAUGAGCAAAAACGUCCUGGGCGUGCUCACGAGCGCACCCAAAGGAGUUGCCGAGGGCGGCAAGGUGGUCGUGGGCGGCGUGACGGGCGUCUUGGGCAAUAUUGGCCUAGGCUCCAGGAAGAACACGAGCACUUCGCUGCAGGACACUGCCGCCACGGUCACGCCCAGCGGCACGAGCUCGAACCGGCUGUCGCUGUCGCUGUCGCUAUCGUCGCCCAAGCUAGAGACCAGCCUCUCUCCCGGUAGCCUCCCAUUGAGAAAGCGGGAUAGCAUGGACAGUCAGAGAUCCUCGGUCAUUUCGACCCAGCCCAGCAAGGUGGCGCCCAUGGAGAGACGACCCAGCUUUGAUGCUGAUGGCGGACCCCUGAGCAGCCGUGAGCACAGCAGGGCCCCGAGCCUGGCACCCUCGCGCGACCCAAUCCGCUCUCCCUCGUCCACGAGCCUCAGCGGGAUGAAGCUGCCCCCGCCGCCCAACGACAUGCCGGACGACUACGAGUGCGCCGCAGGCGUCAAGCCGCUGCAACCAAUCGACGGCGGCGCGUCCCCCUCGCCCAUGAACCCGUCCCCGCCCAGCGGCGGCGGCAGCGGCCUCUCCCGGAAGCCGAGCGCCAGGAAGCCGCAGCAGUUCGCGCCCCUGUCGGAGCAGGAGACUGGCGUAGCGGUCGAGCUCGUCUUCGCCAUCAUCACGGAGCUCUACACGCUCUCGUCGGCCUGGAACUUCCGCCGCACGCUCCUGGGCGCGGCCAAGUCGUACCUCCUCCGGCCCGGCAACCCGUUCCUGGCCUCGAUCCGGUCCAUGAUCCAGUGCUCGGUCCUCGACGGGGCCGGGACCGACGCCGGCGUCGCGGCCCAGCUGCGCCGCCUGCGCGAGAACGCCCUGCCUACGCCCGACGAGCUCGCCGCCUGGCCCGCGGAGCCGUCGGCCGAGGAGAAGGAGCGGCUGCGGACCAGUGCGCGCCGCCUGCUCAUCCAGAGCGGCGUGCCCGCCGCCCUGUCGGGCGUCAUGGGCCAGUCGGCCACCGCCGACGCGCUGGGCCGCGUCUUCGACUGCCUGCAGGCCGAGGAGGUGGCGCGGGGGCUGCUGUUUGGCAUCGUGCUGCAGGCCGUCAGGGUCAUUACCCACUGAGUGAGGGUUUUUGCGAGCCUGACAGUCCCUGUGCUGCCAUGAUGAAAUGUUCGGUUUUUUUAUUCGGGAAGCACGAGCGCGGCGCAAUAUAUACAAGCUGGGAUAAACAUGUGAGCGGUUAUGGCAUCGCGACUCGGCGCAACAAAUUCCAAGAGCAUAUGGGGAGGGGCUACAUUGUCUGAGAUAUUGGUCCAAGUUCCGAUAUCCGCGGCGCAUUAAAACGUCAUAAAUGCCGUACCACGGAGUCUUUUUAUCUGGAAACCUGAGCUAUAUUUUUUUCUGCAAAUUCUUCAUCUAUAGAACACCAUAAUUAAUGUCGUCAGGCGAGCGGAAUCCAGCUCCCUGGCGUGUCUAUGCCA
Molecule: messenger RNA, 3942 nt
Organism: Gaeumannomyces tritici R3-111a-1
Lineage: Eukaryota; Fungi; Ascomycota; Sordariomycetes; Magnaporthales; Magnaporthaceae
Product: PX domain-containing protein
Exons: 1
Coding region: 314-3583 (1089 amino acids)
Cellular component (GO): intracellular membrane-bounded organelle
Molecular function (GO): phosphatidylinositol binding
Source: RefSeq, a predicted model, not a curated record